CCUCCUUCAGACCUUGGUGGGAGCUGCUUGCGGACUGCAGACGGGGUUUGAGAGGAGAGGGCUGUUGGACAGAGAGAGGGAGGGCGGUAACAUCGGACACCGAUAAUGUCUCCCAGGACUCAGGAGACCUGUUACUCCUGUGGCACCUCACCGCAGCUCUCCCAGCGACACCUCGACACUUCCUCGGCAGCCGGGGCUGCGAGUGGCGCCAGCAGAGUGCAUGUGUAGCCGGCUGUAGUCUGCGGAAAUGGGGAAGCAUUUCUGGAGUUGGAGAGCAACGCUGGCAGAAGGUGUGGGAGAGGACGAGGGAGAGAGCGAGAGGGAGAAGAAAUGGGCUGAGCUCUUUCAGCGGUUUGACACAAAUAAGGAUGGUCAAGUGGAUAUAAAGGAGCUGGGAGAAGGCCUGAGAUCCAUGGGCAUAUUGAUCGAAGGCAACACUGAGCAGGAGAUCCUUCGAUCGGGGGACACUAAUCAGGACGGACAGCUGAACCUGACUGAGUUCACUGAGUACUUGCGGCAACAUGAGAGGAAGCUGAAGCUGAUGUUUAAGAGCCUUGACCAGAACAAUGACGGUGAAAUCGACGCCUUUGAGAUUCAGCAGGCUCUGUUGAACCUCGGCAUUACGAUCACUCUCCAGCAAGCUGAGAAGAUCUUGCUCAGUAUGGAUAAGGAUGGGACGAUUACAGUGGACUGGACUGAAUUUCGAGACCAUUUCAUCUUUAACCCGCUCUCCAAAAUGGAGGAGAUUGUGGAACACUGGAAACACUCGACGUUCUUGGACAUCGGGGAGUCCUUGACCAUUGUGGACGAAUUCUCAGAGACGGAAAGACUGACUGGGACCUGGUGGAGGCAACUACUGGCAGGAGCGAUUGCCGGCGCAGUGUCACGCACCUGCACCGCACCCCUGGACCGGCUGAAGAUCUACAUGCAGGUCUUUGCAGCUAAGCGGAAGUUGAACCUAGCUGGGAUUUGGAAGAUGAUGGUGACGGAGGGAGGAUACUUAUCCCUGUGGCGAGGAAACGGGGUGAAUGUGCUGAAAAUUACCCCGGAGACUGGCAUCAAGUUCAUGGCUUAUGAACAGUAUAAGAAGAUCUUCCUUGUCCAGAAGUCUACACUGGAGGUGUACGAACGCUUUCUUGCGGGAUCUCUUGCUGGCAUCACCAGCCAGACACUCAUCUUCCCAAUGGAGGUUCUGAAGAUCAGGAUGGGCCUUGGAAAGAGUGGUCAGUAUAUGGGAAUCUUCCACUGCGCUCAGAAUAUGAUGAGGACUGAAGGGCUUCGUGCUUUUUUCAAAGGCUAUGUCCCAAAUACUAUUGGCAUCAUUCCUUAUGCUGGGAUUGAUCUUGCUGUCUAUGAGAGUGUGAAGAAUCUGUACUUACAAAAUUACGGACAGGAAAGAACCGACCCAGGAGUCUUUGCCCUUCUUGGCUGUGGCACCAUCUCCAGUAUCUGUGGUCAACUGGCAAGCUACCCAUUGGCACUCAUUCGCACCAGGAUGCAAGCUCAAGCUGUUGUCAAAGGGGAGCCCGAACUGAACAUGUUACAGCAAUUUGGCAGAAUAGUGCGAGGGGAGGGCUGGUUUGGCCUCUACCGAGGGAUGGCACCCAACUUCAUGAAGGUGGUGCCUGCUGUCAGCAUCAGCUAUGUCGUGUACGAACACAUGAAAUUCUUUCUGGGUGUCACCUCAAAGUAACUGGUUUCCUGGAAUGAUUCUCAUCCUCAUUCUUUCCUGCAUCGUCUCCAGACAAAGAAACUGCAGUUUAAGGGAAACAUUGACCCAGCAGAGCUCAGGAAGAAUUCACUCUUUGAUCCUCAAUGGUCGAUCCCAAUCUUUCUUCCACUUCCAAGUCAGUUCCAGAUAAGCGAAAUGGCCUUAGGUCUGCUCAAGGUAUUCUUGUAGCACCGGAGCAUCUCCCCAAUCCUGUCCCCAUACAAACAUUUUGCAGUGGGAUUUAUUAAGUUAUUUCCACAGAAGAUUCGCUAUGGCAAAAAUAAAAGAGAUGAGGAGAGAUUGACAAUGGGAUUCUGCGCACCAUGCAUCCUUUAAGAUACAGAUUGUUUCCCACACUGCAUGUUUCCACUUCAUUUGGAUAGCUUGAUAAUGCAUGAGGUAUCUUUUGCUGAAUGUAAUGUCAAAACACUGUAUGUAUAUAAUAAUAGUGUUAAUAAUUUAGUAAAUGCAUUUGUUCCAAAUCUCUCACUGCUCUACCGAGUCUGUGGGACUGUGGACUUGGUGUGAAUCAUUUCCCAGACUUCCAGUUUCUAACCUCUUUGAGGUCCUCUCUGCUGUGAUGCUCCUCGGACAUCAAACAUCUGUUGUGAAAUUUCACAGCAACACUUUACAUUAAUGUGAAGCCUUUCCUGAAGCAAGAUCAAUCCAAGGCACUUCACAGGACUGUUACCAAACAAAAAUCGACACCAUGGAGAUCAGGAUGGGUGACCAAAAGCCAGGAGCAUCUUAAUAAGUCUAUUGAAAGAGGGAAGAGAGGCGGAGAAGUUUAAGGAGGGAAUUCCAGAGCUCUGGGGCUCGGCAGCUGAGGUAAUCUGGUGAAACUCUGUCCGGUUUUGGGUUGGAGUCAGGUAUCAAGGGACAGUCAACAGACAUCACCCAAACAACAGUGAAACUAAGGAAGUGACAUUAUCAGCAUGCACAAGAGGUGAUCAUGUAAUCUUCCCUGCAUGGCAACGGGUCAUCAGUGGCAGAGACUGCACCACGGGGUUAGCCUACUGAACUUGGUUGGGAUUUCAACAGGUUCACUAGUGAGCAGCCUGCGGUACGCACUGUGGCUGCAAGUUAAUAGUGAGGCAGAGCCAAUUGUACAAUCCAACCUAACAAUUCAAUCUCCAAAGUUCUCUGAAAUAGAGAAUUCCAAAGAUUCACAGCCUUCAGUGAGGACAAAUUCCUCCUCAUCACCAACUUAAAUUGUUGACCUUUGUUCCUUAAACAAUACCCCUAGUUAUAGAUGUCCCCAAGAGAAGACAUAUCCUUGCAGCAUCUACCUUGAUAAUCUGUCUCAGAAUUAUGUGCUUCAACAGAAUUAUUUCUUAAUAUCGGUGAAUAGAGGCCCAAUCUGCCUAAUCUUUUCUCUUUAUGAACUUCUUCAUUUCAGGAAUCAACCUAGAGUACUCUGAACUGCCUCCAAUGUAAACCUAUCUCUCCUUCAAUAAGACCAAAUCUGUACUCCAAGUGUCAUCUCACCAAUACAAUUGAUCUCUUCUAAGUUAUUCAUACAGAUCAUAAAUAGUUGAGACCCAGCAGAUCAUUGUGGCACCCCACUACUUCCAGCUUGUCAACCUGGAAAUGACCUUUUCUUGUCAACUCUGUUGUCUAUGAGUUAAAUAUUCUGUUCACGUUCAUGAAUUACUCCCAAUGCGACGAGCUCAGAUCUUGUGUGGAAACCUUUCAUGUUGCACCUUAAUGAAUGUCUUAUGGAAAUCUAAAUAUACUAUCUUCUGUUUUUUCUUCAUCCAAUAUGCUCAUUACUUCCUCAAAAAACUCCAAUAAAAUUGUUUAACACAAUUUUCCUUUCAUAAAAGCAUCUUAUGGAGUCAUACAGCAGAGCAACAGGUCCUUUGGCCCAUUGUGUCUGCACCGAUCAUCGAACACCCGUGUACGGUAAUCCAAUACUAGUCCCAUUUUAUUCUCCCUACACUCUUAUCAUUUCCUCCCAGGUUCUACCACUUAUGUGCACACAGAGGGAAAUUUACAAUUGCCAAUUAACCUAUCAAUCUACAUAACUUUGGAAUGUGAGAGGAAUUGGAGCACCGGGAGGAAACUCAUGCUGUCACUGGGAGAACGUGUAAACUCCACAUGGACAUCACUGGAGGUCAGGAUUGAACCUGGGUCAUGAGAGCUGUGAGGCAAUGAUUAUACUUGCCACCACCGUUCCACCUAUGCUUGAUUCUGCUUGAUUGUCUUAUGAUUCUUUAAAUGUCUUGCUGAAUAAAGGAUUCCAGCAUUUUCCCAA
Molecule: messenger RNA, 3968 nt
Organism: Pristis pectinata (smalltooth sawfish)
Lineage: Eukaryota; Metazoa; Chordata; Chondrichthyes; Rhinopristiformes; Pristidae
Product: calcium-binding mitochondrial carrier protein SCaMC-1-like
Exons: 10
Coding region: 248-1693 (481 amino acids)
Biological process (GO): transmembrane transport
Cellular component (GO): mitochondrial inner membrane
Molecular function (GO): calcium ion binding; ATP transmembrane transporter activity
Source: RefSeq, a predicted model, not a curated record